AGAAUCUGUGCAUGAUACUUGAUAGUUCCACAAUAAUAUUAAUAAGGUGUCUAAUAUAAGAGGAAUGAAACAAACUUAGCAGAUAUUGUUGUUUGUUUACUCGAUAUCCUGUGAUGUAAUUUUUAAAACUGAUGAUCAGAAAUUUGAGGUGGGAGAAGAGUGUAUUUUGACUUCGGGAGAAAAUGGAACAUGCCAGAACUUCAACGCCUGCUUAUAUGCUCAAAGUCUCUUACGAUCCCAUGAGAAACCAAAAAUUUGCGGAUUUAAUGGCACUGUUCCUAUAGUUUGUUGUCGAGAUGUCAAAUCACCGCAGCCAAUUAGGAAAAUUGGAGAAUUGAGUCUCAAAAAAUGCGAUGAAUUUCACCCACAAGUUUAUGGUAUAUUAAUCCCAGGAGGCAAGCAAUCUUCAUUGAAGGAGUUUAGGCAUAUGGCGAUAAUUGGAUUUGGAAGUGAGGAUGAUAUCCAAUGGCAAUGUGGUGCAUCUUUGAUAAGUUUCGAAUUUGUACUCACGGCAGCACACUGUUUGUACUCCUUGGUGAAUGGUCCGGCUAGGUAUGUUAGAGUCGGUGACCUAGACAUCUCCACAGAGACCGAUCGAGCAGAGUUUCAACAAUUCAGUGUCAAACGCGGGAUACCACAUCCAGACUACCUAGCACCUUCCAGGUAUCAUGACAUAGCUCUGAUUGAACUGGAUCGACAAGCAAUCAAGACAGAAUUCGUUGCUCCAGCGUGUCUGGAUACUGUGAGGUUCCAUGAGGAGGAACAAAUGAUUGCUACAGGCUGGGGAAAGACAUCUUUUGCAGGAGAUAUUAGUAGUCAUCUGCUGAAAAUCAAUUUGGAUCUGGUACCAAAUGACGAAUGUCGAAAGUUCUUCAGAAAUACCCCCAAGGAGUUCCUAGACCAUGGAAUUGAUGAUGAGAUGCAAAUAUGUGCUGGAGGAGGACCACUACAAGACACUUGUCAGGGUGACUCAGGAGGUCCACUUCAGGUACUCGGAGACAAUCAAGUUUAUACUAUAACAGGAGUGACCUCUUUCGGCAAAGCAUGCGGAAUAUCCAAAAGUCCAGGCAUAUAUACGAGGAUAUUCAACUAUUUGACUUGGAUAGAAGAUACAGUAUGGCCAAUUGACCAACGAGAUAAACCAAUAGAUCUCUAACAUGUGACAGUUAUAGACGAUUCGAUGAGGUCUAAUAUUAUAUAUUGUCCACCAGAUCGCGCUACUGAAACGUGAGGUCAGAGUUGGUAGAACUAAUGAAUAUAUACUUCUUCUCCGCAAUCUAAGAAUAGGUCGUAAAGUUCCACAUUGAGAGUGAAAAAGCGUAACUCUGCUCAAGUCUUUCCAUGACUUGAGGUUUUGAGACUUUUGACUUUGACAUUGACCUCACGUUUAAGUGUCACCAACUGGUGACACUCAGAACGUUAGCCCUCAUUGUGAUAGAUUUACGAGAGUACUAUACCUAGAGAAAUUCAGAACGCAAAUGUUAUAAUGAAACUUUAUUUCUGAUAAUGAUGU
Phaedon cochleariae (mustard beetle) is the source of this 1513-nucleotide messenger RNA. The record is from the annotation of a GenBank genome assembly. Lineage: Eukaryota; Metazoa; Arthropoda; Insecta; Coleoptera; Chrysomelidae.